Molecule: messenger RNA, 1677 nt
Organism: Zerene cesonia (dogface butterfly)
Lineage: Eukaryota; Metazoa; Arthropoda; Insecta; Lepidoptera; Pieridae
Product: potassium/sodium hyperpolarization-activated cyclic nucleotide-gated channel 2-like
Exons: 4
Coding region: 1-1677 (558 amino acids)
Source: RefSeq, a predicted model, not a curated record
AUGAUAUCAGAUUUUGGAGAAUCGUACUACGAUCAUGUGUGUUUGAUUAUGCAUGAAAAAGAUGUUUUAGAUCUCGAACUGAACGGCAAAAGUCAUAUGACUAAUUUGCGGAAGUGGUGGUAUGAUUGGUUUUUACUUUCAUAUACAGAUGAAAGAGCUCAAUCUUUUUACACGAGCACCCAUGCACUAAGGAUGGAGAGAGCGAAACAAUUUUAUAUAUACAAAAAUUCUAUACAUCCUUUAAGCAAAUUCAGAAAGUUUUGGGAUUAUUUUAUUGUCCUGAUUGUGCUAGUAAAUAUGUUGAUAUUUUAUCACAGUACAUCAAUAACUUAUGGUAACUGGGAGUGGCAGACGUAUAUCUUUAAUGUUGGUUUGGACUUUAUUCUGUUUUUCGAUAUCUAUAUUAAUAUGAGAACCGGUUACAUUCACGAUGAUUCCAAGAGGAUAAUCUUAAAUAGCAGAAAAGCGUUGAUCUACUAUUCUUCGACUAAGUUGUUCGCGCACGCUCUCGGCUCAAUCCCGCUACAGGGACUUAUGUUUCUGCGAUAUGGACCAAACAUCAACUGUGAUAUCUGUAAGGCCAAUAAAUUUGUUGUGGUCUUAGAACUCUUAUGUAUAUUUCGUUUUUAUAGACUAUAUGAUGCGACUAGCCGUUGGGGCAUGGAUAAGAGAUGUAUCAAAACAUGUUGUUGCUUGAAAUUUUUACGCAUAUCCAUCUUAGGUUCUAUGAGCAUGGUGAUUUAUAUGCACUUAUCUGAUAUUAUAGCUGUGCUGACUGUGAUAUUAACGGGUGAAUUGGACAGUCGUUCGUAUUACGCGUCCGUUUUAGAUUUAAAGUAUGGGUCAGACACUCCACCACCGAAUAGCGUAUUCUAUUGCUUAGAAUUUGCGAGGAUUUGUAAGUCUUUUCUAUUAUUUAGCUUCAGCCUCAUCCCGCGUGCUUAUUUUCCUGAUAAAAUGACAGCACUUGUUGCGUAUUUGAUCGCGAUGAUCUUUUACAUGUGGAGCAUUGUGGAAUGUUAUAUCUUCCUGAGUUUCAUCAAGUUCUCCCAAGAGCAAAUGGUCACUUGUGUCGAUAGAACUAUGACGUUGGUUCGUUGGCGGAAAUUAUCGGAUGGCUUUAGUAAGAAACUAACAAGAUACUUUAGUUUCAAUAUGACGAAACUAACGGUCACUGAGCAACAAAAUGGCUUAUACAAGAGCCUGCCGAAAAGUUUGAAGAGGGACAUCGCGAUUAGUUGUUACAGUCGAAUGGUAUUGAGAAUUCCAUAUUUUGCUGAAUGGCCUACUGAAGUGAUCGAGGAAAUCGUGAUGGUGCUUAAAGAAGAAAUAUACUUGGAGGGUGAUGUGGUCGCAGAAGCUUCUGUACCGAGCGAUGGCCUUAUUAUAGUUGUUGUGGGUGUUCUAGCAAUAUACUCGAUCAGGAAUGAGGAGAUGGGACACCUGAUCGAUGGGGAUUACUUCUGCGAGCUGUGUCUGGUUACAGAUAGGGAAAUUCGUAUGUCAUCUGUAGUGGCUAUUACUCCUUGCAAGUUGUUGUUCUUGGAGAAAAUAACAUUCCGAAAGCUGAUGAGACAGUAUCCAGAUCUGUUUUAUGACCUAAAAAAAGCAUUGAACGCAAAGUAUAGCUCACAGCGUCGCGCCACUGUUGAUCCCAUGCCCAUUAAAUAUAUUUAA